Gossypium arboreum is the source of this 1497-nucleotide messenger RNA. RefSeq names its product 50S ribosomal protein L21, mitochondrial-like. The record is from RefSeq and is a predicted model, not a curated record. Gene Ontology annotation, biological process: translation. The transcript is spliced from 6 exons. Gene Ontology annotation, molecular function: RNA binding; structural constituent of ribosome. Lineage: Eukaryota; Viridiplantae; Streptophyta; Magnoliopsida; Malvales; Malvaceae. Gene Ontology annotation, cellular component: ribosome. The coding region runs from base 212 to 1039 and encodes 275 amino acids.
UCAACUAGUAUCAAUUUAGGAAUGCAGUAUGGUAACUCUUUAAAAACUAAUUUGAGUUCAAAAAAUUAAUUUCCUUACAUACCCAAAUAUUAUCGGGUAAAAAAAAAAGAAAUGAAAAUCUAAAACCCCGAUUUUCAUCUAGCCGAAGUGCUAAACCCUAGCGAGCCAUCGCCUGAACUCAAAAAAAAAAAAAAACAGCGCCAAGUUUUCAAUGGCUCAUCGACGGUGCCUCCACUCAGCUCUCCUCCACGGCACGGCUCUCAUUUCUUUGAAAAAGUCUCCGCCACUCUCCAUCGUCAAUGCCUUAACCCCGAAACCAAAUCCGGUGAUAACGACUUCCAAUUUGGAACCCUCAUGGUUUACCCCCUGGUCCUACGUUCGUCACUUCUCAUCCAGAAAAAGCGACGACAGCGAAAACGAAGCCGAGAUGGAAGAUAGCAGCGAUGUAGAAGAGGAGAGCGACGAGAUGGCGUCGGAUAUGGUUAGAGACUACUCACCUGGGGAGAAGGAAGCUGAGGCCGCCGCUAUUGGAUACAAAGUGGUGGGGCCGCUCCAGCGGUCCGACCGGGUAUUCAAAGACUAUGAGCCAGUUUUCGCAGUGGUUCAGAUUGGAUCACAUCAGUUUAAGGUGAGCAACGGGGAUUCAAUUUUCAUGGAGAGGUUGAAAUUCUGCGAAGUUAAUGACAAGUUGAUAUUGAACAAGGUUCUCUUACUGGGAUCACCUACACAAACAAUUAUCGGUAGGCCUAUACUCCCAGAUGCAGCUGUUCAUGCCGUUGUCGAGGAGCAUGCAUUAGAUGCUAAGGUGAUUAUUUUUAAGAAAAAGAGACGAAAGAAUUACCGUCGAACCAAAGGACAUCGACAGGAACUGACUAAGUUGAGAAUAACGUAUAUACAAGGAAUUGAAAAACCAGAAAUCAAAACUGAUGGGAAGCCACUAAAGGCAGCUGAUAAGAAGCCAGAGAAGAUUGCUGCUAUAGCUCAAGAGAGAUUUUCUCCCCAUGGCUUUGUUUUGCAAAAUAAUGGCUGCUUGUGUUGAGUCUCGAGGACCAACAGCUAUCUGUGUAAAGCUUUUGGAUAAAGCUCUCAUAAAGAGAUUCUUUUGAAUAGGCGAAUGAGGCAGGUGACGGAAGAGAUUGAGAUCAAGGGUGUGCCACUUAAUUACACUUCUGCUUUCAUGUUCUAUUACAUUGUUAACCGGAUUGCUAGUUUCUUUUUUGAAUGGUGUUUCUGAGGUGUUUCGCUUGAAGACAUGUCUUAGGGUAUUUUGGAACAUAUGGAUAGAGAGAGUGACUGAGCAUCCUUCUUCAUCCUAUGUUCUUAUCCGUAUGCAUAGUUGACUCCACUGAUUCAAUGGAAGUAGCCCAACAACCGUAUUCAUAUUCCAUUUAUGGUUGACUUAAAGUCUUAUAGUUUUGAUUAGGAUCAUGAAAAACCUUCACUUCGUAAAUUUCUACACUACCAAGUCCAUUUGUGACUUAAAGAUAUCUCUAAGGG